AUGGUGGAAUGUACCCUAUGCUCUAUUGUGGGCUUGGGAUUUCGUUGCCUAAGUAAUAUGUUAAUCACAGCCUUGGAAUAUCCUUUGGUGGUUUUCGUGUUAAGUGUAUUGAUAGCCUGCCUAUUGAUGACCAAUAUCCAUAGUGCAAAAAUCCUGUGUGACAUCGGCAAUGUGGCAGCAAGAACUUGCGGUAUUACAUCCGCCGAAGUUGACGGAACAAUUUUGAGACAUUUCGAUUAUGGCAUCGAAAGAGGUCCCCAUACAUGGCAAUGUUCGCAUACGAAUCAAUCACCCAUAAACAUAAUUGAAUCGAAUGUUCGCCAAUUCCCUAUACGGGAAUUACUGACAUGGAAUCAUUAUGAUGAUCUGCCCAGUGCCAUAAUUAUGGAAAAUAAUGGGCAUACCGUUGUGAUUCGAGCCACAUUUUCGGGUAAUACACCCACCUUAAGUGGUGCUGAUUUAUUGGCCAGUUAUAGUUUCGUUGAGUUGUGUUUCCAUUGGAGUCUUUCGAACAACAAGGGUUCGGAACAUAUGCUCAAUUAUCGCCACUAUCCCAUGGAAAUGCAAGUUAUGCAUCGCACUGGUCCACCGGCGGAGAAUAUCUCAAGUUAUGAUCUGUUAAUGGUGGCAUAUUUUUUUGAUAUCUCCUCCAACAAUCCGUACUUGGAACCGAUUGUACAAAAUUUACAUCGCAUUAAAAUGCCCGGCUCACACAUUGAAAUUCCACCAUUCCCCCUCAGCUAUUUGUGUCAGUAUCAGUUUCGCAGCGGUUUCUAUAGUUAUGGUGGAUCAUUGACCCAACCUCCAUGCUAUCAAGGUGUUGAAUGGUUCGUAUUUCCCGAACCACUGGCAAUUGGUGAAAGGCAAUUAAACGAAUUUCGUCAACUGCUCAGUGUGGAUGCGAAAUCACGAAUAGUACAAAAUUCUCGACCCGUUCAAAAUGUCCAUGAAUCAUCGCGUGUGAUUAAUUUGAAUCAAUAUAAUCCAGUGGAUCCGGCUUGUAGCCUGAUGGAAGGUCAACAAUCGCAAACUGCGGAUAUGAUAAUGGAACGUAUUUUCAAAAAAAAAAAAAAAAAGAAGAAAGAACAAGAAAAACGUGAG
Messenger RNA from Musca vetustissima, 1101 nucleotides. Its product is annotated as putative carbonic anhydrase 3. NCBI's taxonomy places the organism in Eukaryota, Metazoa, Arthropoda, Insecta, Diptera, Muscidae. The annotation marks the transcript as partial. Gene Ontology annotation, molecular function: carbonate dehydratase activity; zinc ion binding. Gene Ontology annotation, cellular component: cytoplasm. The transcript is spliced from 5 exons. The record is from RefSeq and is a predicted model, not a curated record.